AUGCUGUUGCUACUGCUCUGGGUGUGUGGGUGGGCAUCUGAAAACUACUUUCUUCUCCAUGCAGAGUCCAUGUUUAUGUAUGAGACAUUCAAGGUGGAAUUGCAGUCCACACUUGUGACAGUGCAGGAGGGUCUGUGUGUCUUCGUGCCCUGCACAUUCUUUAGUCUUUUCAAGAACCCAAGUUUUAACACCACCGUCUUCGGCUACUGGUUCCGUGCAGGAUCGAAUACAGACCUUGAUUUUCCAGUGGCUACAAACAACCCAGACAAAACAAUGCAGGAGACUCACAGCCAAUUCCAUCUCUUUGGGGACCCAAGGAUCAAUGACUGCUCACUGGACAUCAGAGAUGCACAGAGGAGUGACAGCGGUUAUUACUUCUUCAGAACGGAAAGUGAUACCUUUAAGUGGAAUUACUACAAAGAUCAGCUCUUUCUGAAUGUGACAGCCCUCAAUCACACCCCCAACAUCGACAUCCCACAGACUCUGGAGCUUGGCCAUCCUAGCAACGUGACAUGUUCUGUGCCCUGGGCCUGUGAAAAGGGGACACCUCCCAUCUUUUCCUGGAUGUCAGCUGCCCUCACAUCCCUGGGCCCUAGGACCACCCUUUCUUCAGUUCUGACCCUCACACCUAGGCUACAGGACCAUGGCACUAACCUCGUCUGUCAAGUGACCUUCCCUGGAGCUGGUGUAACUGUUCAAAAGGCUGUCCAGAUCAAUGUCACCUGGAAAUCAGGUACCCUGGCAGAGGUGGUGCUAGUGGCAAUGGGAGAGGCAGCUAUCAAAUUCCUGCUUCUUGGGAUCUGCUUCAUCUUCCUCAGCAUGGAAUCCCAAAGGAGAAGAGUGGAGAGGCCAGCAACACAGGUGGAUUAUGCAGAAACUGUCAUGGAUUAG
This is a messenger RNA of Cricetulus griseus (Chinese hamster), 891 nucleotides long. Lineage: Eukaryota; Metazoa; Chordata; Mammalia; Rodentia; Cricetidae. The record is from RefSeq and is a predicted model, not a curated record.